Messenger RNA from Penicillium waksmanii, 1560 nucleotides. RefSeq names its product flavin-containing monooxygenase. Bases 1 to 1560 code for a protein of 519 amino acids. The transcript is spliced from 2 exons. Gene Ontology annotation, molecular function: flavin adenine dinucleotide binding; NADP binding; N,N-dimethylaniline monooxygenase activity. The record is from RefSeq and is a predicted model, not a curated record. Lineage: Eukaryota; Fungi; Ascomycota; Eurotiomycetes; Eurotiales; Aspergillaceae.
AUGGCGACGCAAUCCUCCAUCCCCGCCAUUAUACGGCACCCAUUCGUCGAGACCUUUACCUGGUUCUAUCUAAUUCUUCAGGCAGUUCUGAGAUACAUUUUCUCCCCUGUUCCCCCUCCUCCAACGACAGGCGAUAAAAAGGAUGUGCCCAAAAGGAAGGUCGCUGUGAUUGGCGCCGGUGUGACGGGAAUCUCUUCGGCGGCCCAUUGUGUUGGUCAUGGCCUUGAUGUGCAGAUCUUUGAGUCUAGGCCUCAAGACCAGGGUCUUGGUGGAAUCUGGAGUAGAGUCAAUUCCACCUCCGCACUUCAGGUGCACAGUCUGAUGUACCGGUUCCAUCCCUCCGUCCACUACGACAGUGCCUACCCAAGUCAGAAGCAGAUCAAAGACCAGAUUGUUCAACUCUGGAAGCGCUACGAUCUCGAGAGGCGCACCGUGUUCGACACUCCUGUCACCUCCGUCAAAAAGACCAAGGAUGGCCAGUGGAUUAUCAACAACAACGAAGAAGAGUACGGUCGCUUCGAUGGAGUUCUCACUGCCAUUGGUGUCUGCGGGGAUCCGAAGAUGCCAACGCUCCCCGACCAAGAUAAUUUCAAGGGCCAGAUCUUUCACUCCUCCAAACUCGAUGGGAAAGAUGCCAAGGGCAAGAAGAUUGUCAUUGUUGGCAGCGGUGCCAGUGCCAUUGAAGCUCUCGAGUUUGCCGUCAAGGCAGGCGCAAGUGAAAUUGAUGUUCUGUCCCGAUCAGAGAAAUGGAUCAUUCCUCGAAACAUAUUGGUGCAAUCCUUGUUAGCGUUCAACAUCUUCGGACAGGAGACAUCGCUUUCCUGGAUUCCCGAGUGGCUCCUACGAAAGUUCUUCUACCGGGACCUACAAGACAUUGCCCCCACCGACGAUGGAAUCUUCACACAGACCCCGAUGGCCAAUUCAGAGCUCUUUAACCAGAUCCGAGAGGGCAAAGCGCGCUGGCUGCGUGGUGAUAUUGUCUCUCUGGAGGAAGAGGGGAUCCUUUUCAACCACCGCGCGAAGGGAGUUCCCAAAGGAGGACCUGGAAAAGAAGCUCUGGUUGAAGCGGACAUUAUCGUCAUGGCUACUGGAUUUAAGAGACCUUCUCUGACUUUCCUGCCCGAUGAAGUCUUCGAAGAACCCUACGGACCACCCAACUGGUAUCUGCAAGUCUUCCCGCCGAAGUACCCAGACGUCUGUGCCAAUAACAGCACCUAUGUCAAUGCCAUUGGCACUGUUGGAAACAUGCACAUUGGCAUAUACACUCGAUUCCUGAUCAUGUUCUUGACUGAUCCCCUGACGCGCCCUACGGAAGGAUGGAUGAAAACCUGGAUUGAUUUCACCCGGUUCAUGAAGCGACUGGCACCGACGAAUGCAUUUGACUUCUUUACCUAUUCAGAGCUGAUCUAUUGGUACUUCUUCGUGCUCCUCGUCAAUCCGUUCCGGUGGAAGUGGGCCCUGUUUGUUUUCUUUGGCCUGGGUCGCUCGUUGCCCUUGAUGGUCGUCGAUCAAGAGAAUUCGUUCCGCCAGGAGCUGCUCAAGCAACGGAAGCUGAAUUAA